AUGGAUUUCCAGACAGGCAAGAACCUGGCAAUGCAACAGAUGGACUAUCAACAAAUCCACACCAGUAGUUUUGUCUUACCAGCUAAAGAAGAUAUCAAAACAGAAAAAACUGAAGAUGAAGAAGCAGUCAAUGGUAAAAUAUCAGGCAAUAAUUCUUGUCAAGAUCACUCACAGACAGAAACGCUUUUAUCUCAGAAUCAGGAGGUGCUUAAUACAGGUUUUAAUGAUGUAGAGAUGCCUAAACCUCUAAAUAGCCUACUACCAGGGACAACUAUACAGUUACAGCCUCGCUCACCAUCCUCAGACAUCACAAGCCUUACCAGCCCUGUACAAGCAAAAAAUCCUGUAAAUACACAGUAUUUGGAGCCCUCUGGGAAGUCAGAUAAGAACAGUAUUGCUCUUACUAUGCUCCCCUCAGAAGCAGGAAUUCCUGAUACACCAUUUGGUAAAAACAAGAACGGGCAGAUUAAGCGUCCUAUGAAUGCGUUUAUGGUCUGGGCCAGAAUUCACCGUUCAGUCCUAGCUAAAACCAUUCCUUCUACCAGUAAUUCAGAGAUCAGUGUACUGUUAGGUGCAGAGUGGAAGAAGUUAAGCUUUGAGCAAAAGAAACCAUAUUUUGAUGAAGCGGAAAGAAUCAGACAGAGGCACCAACAUGAAUUUCCAGACUGGGUAUAUCAGCCAUGCAUUAAGAAGAAAAAAUGUAGUCCACCUAGUGUCACUAAUGACUUCUCCAGCCAUUUUACUACAUGCACAGUGAUGUCUUCCAACCUUUCAGAUAUAUAUACGUUAAGUUCCUCUGCCUUCACCCACUCCAUCCCUCCUUUGGUUCACAGUAUAGAACUACUGCCAAAAGCUGACAUUCCUACACAGCUAACACAACCAGCCAGCACAAUGCCAACACAGUCGACAUCCAGCAUAUCCCAGCCAGAAAAAACAGAGACUGUGUCCUUGCACCAUCCAGCAGAAGUCAUCUCUAAUGAUCAAUCUUCUUUAUUUCUGGAGAGAAAUGUCCACUCAUUGGGUAAUGAGAGUGAGGUAUCUUCCAAAUAUUAUAUGCCUGAUCUGCAUCUUGAAAAUGAGUUUGUCAGUAUGUCUUUGUGUAGCAAUACUGGUCUCAUUGCUCCAAUGGUUGGCCUUCCACGUGUUUAUCACAUGGGACUUCCUUGUCACGUGGAAGAUCCCAUGCACUUAUCUUUCCACCAUGCUCACUUUCUGCCCAUACCUUGUGAUAAGCCACCCAGCACCUGCCCAUCCAGCUCACCUCCCUCUAGUUCCGGGGAUGGUUUUCCCAUUUUACCAGAUGAUGUGCAUUAUGAGGAUAGUUAUCAGGAACUGAAAGACCUCCUCUCUGGUGUUGAUGACUACUUUUUAUCCAUCGACCGCGAUGACGAUAACCAAGACAACGACUUGAAUGACUCCAAGAACAGUGAAUGGAACUCUUUCUUUAGUGAAACUGAUGUGUUUCUUCCUGUAGUUCAAAAAUUGGAUCCAUCUGCUACCUCGGAGGUCUCUCACUUCGAUCAAUUUAAUGCAGAUAAUAUUGAUGAUGAGGAAAUACUGGACAUUAUGAGUAAUAUAUCACUUUCAGAGUUACACUCUUAA
Molecule: messenger RNA, 1602 nt
Organism: Pelobates fuscus (common spadefoot toad)
Lineage: Eukaryota; Metazoa; Chordata; Amphibia; Anura; Pelobatidae
Product: transcription factor SOX-30-like
Exons: 1
Coding region: 1-1602 (533 amino acids)
Biological process (GO): regulation of transcription by RNA polymerase II
Cellular component (GO): nucleus
Molecular function (GO): sequence-specific double-stranded DNA binding; DNA-binding transcription factor activity, RNA polymerase II-specific
Source: RefSeq, a predicted model, not a curated record